Messenger RNA from Aplosporella prunicola CBS 121167, 3142 nucleotides. RefSeq lists its product as uncharacterized. Gene Ontology annotation, molecular function: microtubule minus-end binding; gamma-tubulin binding. Gene Ontology annotation, cellular component: mitotic spindle pole body; equatorial microtubule organizing center; spindle pole. The record is from RefSeq and is a predicted model, not a curated record. The transcript is spliced from 4 exons. Bases 47 to 2845 code for a protein of 932 amino acids. Gene Ontology annotation, biological process: spindle assembly; cytoplasmic microtubule organization; microtubule nucleation. NCBI's taxonomy places the organism in Eukaryota, Fungi, Ascomycota, Dothideomycetes, Botryosphaeriales, Aplosporellaceae.
CGCUCACGCUCCAGCUCCCCGGCAGCGAUGCUCCCUCGCUCCACCCAUGCCGCAAACCACAGAAGAGCGCGUCGAACACGCCCUGUCCAAGCUCCUUGAGCACCUGCUUCCCACCUACCCCGACGAGGACGAUGCCGUCGCCGAUGAGCGCUUCGACGAUGCUUUCAACUACGCCCUGGACGCCAUAGGCAGUGCCGGCGAACCCGCCGUGGCUUCCGACGUCAACCAUGCUGCAGACCUCAUCAAGAAGAAGCUGGUGCGCGAGAGCAGCACGCCCGAGAAGGCCUUGCGCUUCGCCAAUCUCUACUCCAGACUGCUCACCCAGCCCGUCCUGAAUCAAAAAUGGGCAAUGUUAUAUUUCCUCUACCAGCUCUCAGACUCGGAUCUGCCCGUCGGCCUGCCUGGAAUGACCCCUCUUUCCCCAGACCGUGCAAACAACUUCCGAUCAAUGGCCGACCCGGACAUCCAAUCUCCCACAAGACCAGAUUCCAAGGAGCACCCUGGGCGCCAAUACUCAAUUGAUGCGCCAGCAUUCAACGAGGCUUUCUCGCACCAAGGUCUACAAAGACUGCCGCCGGCCGAGGAGACGAGACCCGCUAGACCUGCCCAUACUGAGAGGCCUAAAACGGCGGAUAGGAAAGCACGCCAGGCAAAGGAGGAGGAAGAAGCAGCAGCAACUGCACAGACGGAAAAGAAACCUAGCGAAAUGGAGCCCUCGGAGCCGGCCCUAUUGCGCGACUUACCAUUCACGUUGCAAGGACUUUCCUCCACCAACCUUGUCUUCUCGAAUCCAGCAGUUCUCAGAAUCCCAUCGACUCUCCCGGCACCGUUGGUCAGUCUUCUCCAUACCUUGGCAGAACCGUCUCUACUCUACCGGAAAUUGGCGGAUUUUGUAGAAUCGUCUGAAGGAGGUUUGGUCGGACAAAGUCUCCGGUCAGCUCUCGGAAUCGAGCUGCGAGCUUAUCUUGGCCUUGUUGCCACCCUAGAAGGGCAGAUUAGGAGAGCUUUGGCUAUGCUUGACGACUCGCAGCCAAGACAGGGCAUCGGAAAGGCCGGAGUCACGCUCAAGCGUUGUGUUAUAUGGACGCGGGAAGCUACCAUGGGAUUAAGGCUCAUGAGUUUGAUAGUUGAAGAAUCUAAAGGAAAGAAAGGUGGUCAGCUCAUCUCGCUAAUCCACUCUUUCUCCCUCUCUCACGGCGACCCUUAUGUAGGCUCAUUCGCGGAGCGUCAACUCUGCCACGUUACACGACCAUUUUACGACAUGCUACGACAAUGGAUUUACGAUGGCGAGCUAUCAGACCCAUACCUUGAAUUCUUCGUUUCAGAACAACACGAAGAUCCCAAUGACGAAAAUACCGGCAAGGGUGGUGCUACUAGUGUAUGGGAGGACAAGUACAAGCUCAAUGAGACGAUGAUCCCGUCGAUCAUAACCCCGGAGUUUGCCAACAAAGUUUUCCUAAUCGGCAAAACCCUAAACUUCAUCCGCUACGGCUGUGGCGAUGCAGCAUGGGUCGAGAGUUAUUCCAAGGAUGCCUCACGCGAGCUGCGCUACGGUGAUACCGCUGCACUUGAGCUUUCGAUUGGUGAAGCUUACAAAACGACUAUGGCCCGUUUAAUUUCUUUGAUGGCGGACAAGUUUAAGCUGUUUGAGCAUCUCCAGGCCUUGAAGAAGUAUCUUCUUCUCGGCGCCGGUGACUUUAUAGCCGUACUCAUGGAAUCACUGUCUGCCAACCUUGAUCAGCCCGCUAACACACAAUAUCGGCAUACCUUGACUGCCCAGCUCGAGCAUGCUGUGCGUAACUCCAACGCUCAGUAUGACUCACCCGAAGUCCUCAAAAGGUUAGACUCUCGUAUGUUGGAACUAAGUCACGGAGAGAUUGGCUGGGAUGUCUUUACUUUGGAGUAUAAGAUUGAUGCCCCUGUCGAUGUCAUCGUUACUCCGUACGGCAGCAAGCAGUACCUUAAAGUCUUCAACUUCCUAUGGCGCGUCAAACGAGUCGAGUUCGCUCUUGGUAGCACAUGGCGGCGCUGCAUGACGGGAGCGCGUCAAUUCCUAGGUGCCGUUGAGGACAAGGUCGGCAAAGACUGGAAAAAGGCACGUUGUUGUGUCGCUGAGAUGAUCCACUUUGUCAAUCAACUCCAGUACUACAUUCUCUUCGAGGUCAUUGAGUCAUCCUGGAACGACCUACAAGCAAGCAUGCGGAAGCCCGAAAGCACUCUGGACGAUCUGAUUCAAGCACACGCCAGGUACCUCACGAACAUUACGCGCAAGGGCCUCCUGGGAUCAGAGCGCAUGGACUUUACGGGCCAACUUCACGAGUUGCUCAAGAUCAUGCUCUCCUAUAAAGGUGCAGUCGAUGGACUUUAUUCUUUCUCCACUGCCGAGUUCGCGCGUCGCCAGGAACGCGCAGCCAAGAUCGAGACCAGAACCGCAGCUGGCAAGUGGGGUCUUAGUGAACGCGACUCGGGAGCCACGUCGCCUACAGCUACGCCUGCAACGCUGCGCCCCUCUAACCGAACCCAGAGCACCGACGAGAACAGCCCCUUCCCUCCACCGUUGUUGCCUUCGACGUCUGGGAGUGAAGACGACGUGCUCGAAGGUUUACGCACGCGUUUGGAGAUGCUGAGCAGAGACUUUAAGGCUAGAGUCAACGUCCUGCUGGGUGAUUUGUACCACCAGCCGGAUGCGGACAUGAGAUGGUUAGCCAUGGUAAUGAAUUUCAACGAUGUAUAUCAGCCUCUCCGGCGCAAGCGGGGCGCCAGCCAGAGAAGGAGGGACGGGAAAGAUACUCCGGCUGCGAAGGGCGAGAGCGGAGAUGGGAAGGAGGAUAAACAGAGAGGCUGAUGAGCCUUCUUCAGCUCGAUACAUUUAAGGCCUGUGCAAGUUUCUUUCGUCUUGGUCUUUAGGUUUCACAAGGUGUCUAGGAUGCAUAGCGAUACCAGGGUGCCUUUCUUUGGGCAAAACGCCGCAAAGCGGCGUAUCGAUUUCUGUUUUCCGCAGUCUCCUGGGUAUAUUUUGUGUGCCUGUUUGUCUAUUUGCGACCUCGCACUUGUCGCCAACUCCCAAGAACCAUAUCUACCUAAUCAAGGGCCACCUCACCAUGACAGCCUGUUGUCCGUCAAUGUUCCCACUGUCAUUCGU